AUGCGACAAGCUCCUAAAGUCAUGGCAUCCACCACCUCCACCACCGCCGCCGUAACGGCCACGGCAGACCGUCCCGCACAAGCCGACGUGACACUCCGCCCCGCAACACACGACGACAUACCCGCCCUCGCCUCCAUUUCCGACGCAGCCUUCCAAGCCGACUCGCACACCCAGCUCAAAGCCUCUAUCCGCGGCGACGACGAUUUUCCCCGGGGCAUGCAAGAGGCUCUGGCAUCGUGGAUCAAUCACCCCAAAGUCGACGUCAUUGUCGCCGAGGAAGCGACGACGACGACGACCACAACAACAACAGCAACAAGCGACGGGACGCCGAAGCUGGUGGGUUGGGUGGGGUGGGUGAGGAGGGGUUUCGCCGGCGAUACGGACCUGCCCCUCGCCGGACCCGACGAGGAGCCCCGCGCCGAUACUUUCUUCACGGGAUCACGACCCGGCGGCGGCGGCGACGAGAAGAAGAGUAAAACGGUGGACGACCUCGGCGCGUUGACGAAUGCGUCGAUGGAGUAUUGGGUGAAGAGGUUCAUGCCCGAAGGGUGCAAGUGUAGGUUCCUCUGCACAUACGUCGUCCACCCGGACCAUCAGGCCCGCGGCAUCGGCUCACGCAUGAUGAAGUGGGGAACGGACCAAGCGGAUCGCGAACCGGGGGUGUACUGCUGGGUCCAAUCGUCCAUGGGCGGGCAGCCCGCGUUUGAGAAGCAGGGAUUCUACGAGGUUGGGAGGCUGGAGGCCGACCUGGAUGAGUUUGCAGAGGGGAGAAGGCCCGGUGGUGAGUUGGAGCACGUCACGGGGAGUAAGGAGUCGUGGGGGAGGUAUUCAUGGGUGUACAUGAGAAGAGAUGCCAAGGCAUGA
This is a messenger RNA of Colletotrichum orchidophilum, 864 nucleotides long. RefSeq names its product acetyltransferase. The record is from RefSeq and is a predicted model, not a curated record. The transcript has a single exon. NCBI's taxonomy places the organism in Eukaryota, Fungi, Ascomycota, Sordariomycetes, Glomerellales, Glomerellaceae. The coding region runs from base 1 to 864 and encodes 287 amino acids. Gene Ontology annotation, molecular function: acyltransferase activity, transferring groups other than amino-acyl groups.